Ipomoea nil (Japanese morning glory) is the source of this 996-nucleotide messenger RNA. RefSeq names its product FK506-binding protein 3-like. NCBI's taxonomy places the organism in Eukaryota, Viridiplantae, Streptophyta, Magnoliopsida, Solanales, Convolvulaceae. The transcript has a single exon. The record is from RefSeq and is a predicted model, not a curated record. The coding region runs from base 1 to 996 and encodes 331 amino acids.
AUGGACACGGAGGCUAGUCACUUAAGUAUUCCACAAGAACCUUGCUUGCCAGCAAAGAUGAAAGAAGUGGCUGCUGAAUUGACUGAAGUUCCGUCUCUUCCACAAGAACCUACCUUUGCAGAGCAGGUACCAGAUACUCUGACACAAGAACCUGCACUGGUAGCUAAGGGAAAUCGAGAGAUCCCACCAGAAGUGGUGAUCACACCACCAGUUGUUGCACCCAUUCCUCCAUCUCCAAAUCAAUUGCUUCGUGAGUCUAUUGAAAAUGACUACAACCGAGUGUUGCAGUGGCAAAAAUGGCACACAGCCCCCCUGGACACGUUCAUCGAAACUUUUGAAGCCAUGAAAGAUGAAGAAAAGUUUGCUCUAGAGUGGAUUGGCACGAAGGAUGUCAAUGAAGCACUGCGUCUUGAAACGAUAAGACGAGUGUUUUCUUACAAAAUGACCAAUCGCACUCUCGGAAAGGAUAAAGCUCCGAUUUGCAUUAAACUCAACAAACCUCCAUUGGACCCAGCAUUUGAAGAAGAAAUGAAGAUGGUUCGUUAUGCCAUAUUGAUAUCUAAAGUCAAAACCAUCCUGGAAAAAGAACAUCAAAAUGGUCCUAACUGCAACGUCAGUGGCUUGAAAGAUGAGCAAGGCCGAGAGAUUGAUACGGCCGAAGAAGAAGAUGAAAAAAGUAAUGAAAAAGAUGAAGGCAAAACUGACGAUGUCGAGGAUGCAGAUGAUGAGAACGAUGAUGAUGAUGAUGACAAUGAUGAUUCGGGUAAUGACGGCGAUAAUGGGGCUGACCCGACUUAUGACAGUGAAUCUCCUCUCUUGGUCGGUCCUGAUUACGACACUGUUCCCGAAAGAUCUCCAGCUCAAAAAUCACCCAACAGUGAUGACACAAGGGAAGCAUCACACCAAGAUGAAGACAUUUCAACUGAUCAUCCUGAGGAUAUGUCUCGAGCUCUCGUCCCACAUGUUCAACCCAUGGACGAGACUCCGAUAAAAUGA